CACCAAGAACACAGAAGGCCGGAGCUCCACCAGCUGGCUGUACUUCGAGUCUCCGGUCUCUGGUCUGAUUGUGUGUCCUACUGACCUACUGUGUGAUCUACUGUGUGACCUACUGUGUGACCAUCACCAUGAGGAUCAACAACCCUAUCAUCCCAUACGAUGGACCCAUCCAGGGCGGUUUGAAGCCCGGGAUGACUGUGUACUUCAAGGGAACUGUUAACCAUAAUAUCACCAGGUUCCACAUUAACCUGCAGGCUCAUUGUGACCGAACCAUGCACUUCAACCCCCGUUUCAAGCCCGAACAGGUGGUAGUGUUCAACACCUUUAGACACCGCAGAUGGGAAUGCGAGGAAAGGGUUCAGAAGGUGCCCUUUACCCCGGGGGAGAGCUUUGAGGUGCUCUUCGCAGUCACAUGCGAGGGUUACCAGGUGGUUGUGAACGGUGCUCCCUUCUACUUGUUCAAGCACCGUAUACCGGUGCAGCGUGUAACUGGCCUACAGAUUGGCGGGGAUGUCUCCAUGGAGACCGUCAUCAUUGGGGAAGGAGGCGUGCAGAUAUGCCCACCACCAAAACAAGUUUUGGGAGGUGAAAUGUCAAAGAUAUGUUCAGGUCAUGGACCGAUAAUGGUUAGUACGAACAUGUUGGCCCUGAACAGCACUCUAGCCGGCACGGUUAUGUCCGCUGGAUUUGACGGUCAGAUAUGA
Molecule: messenger RNA, 704 nt
Organism: Anguilla anguilla (European eel)
Lineage: Eukaryota; Metazoa; Chordata; Actinopteri; Anguilliformes; Anguillidae
Product: galectin-4-like
Exons: 7
Coding region: 129-704 (191 amino acids)
Molecular function (GO): carbohydrate binding
Source: RefSeq, a predicted model, not a curated record